Molecule: messenger RNA, 5783 nt
Organism: Phragmites australis (common reed)
Lineage: Eukaryota; Viridiplantae; Streptophyta; Magnoliopsida; Poales; Poaceae
Product: mannan endo-1,4-beta-mannosidase 8-like
Exons: 10
Coding region: 26-1279 (417 amino acids)
Biological process (GO): carbohydrate metabolic process
Molecular function (GO): hydrolase activity, hydrolyzing O-glycosyl compounds
Source: RefSeq, a predicted model, not a curated record
AAGCCGCUGCGUUGCGUUGACCACCAUGGAAUCGGCGAGGAAUUUGGCGUGUCCUCGCCUCGCAGAGCCACCGCUUCAGGUAACGCCUCGCGUGUCACUCCUCCACUGUCUCCUCCUCGCCUCCCUCUCCGUCAUGCCGCCGGACGCUGACGACUGGGCAGUGGUGGAGCGCCGGGGCCCCCACCUGUGGGCGUCGGGGCGGCCCUUCGUCGUCCACGGGUUCAACACCUACUGGCUCAUGUACUUCGCUGCCGACCACGCCACGCGCCCGGCGGUCACCGCCGCCAUCGCCGAGGCCGCAGCCGCGGGCCUCAACGUGUGCCGCACCUGGGCGUUCAACGACGGGGGCCACCGCGCGCUGCAGAUCAAGCCCUUCUCCUACGACGAGGAGGUCUUCCAGGCAUUGGAUUUCGUGAUCAGCGAGGCAAGAAAGCAUAAGAUGAGGUUGAUACUGUCACUGUGCAAUAACUGGGAAGAUUAUGGAGGGAAGGCACAGUAUGUAAGGUGGGGAAAGGAGGCUGGCCUAAAUCUUACUUCUGAUGAUGACUUCUUCUCUGAUCCAACAAUUAAGAGCUACUACAAAGCUUUUGCUAAGGCUAUUUUGACAAGAAUAAACACAAUCACAAAUGUGGCCUACAAAGAUGAUCCCACAAUUCUUGCCUGGGAGCUGAUUAAUGAGCCACACUGCCCUUCAGAUCCAUCAGGCGACACACUGCAGGCAUGGAUAGAAGAGAUGGCAUCUUAUGUGAAAACUAAAGACCCACUGCACCUUUUAGAGAUCGGUGUUGAAGGGUUUUAUGGUCCAUCUACUCCGGAAUUCUUGCGUGUGAACCCAGAUGAUUAUUCAGGAAAUGCUGGAACAGACUUCAUUAGGAACCAUCGUGCACUAGGAAUUGAUUUGGCUUCAGUUCAUAUUUAUUCUGACACUUGGUUGCCUAACUCUGUAGAGGAAAAUCACCUCGAGUUCGUGAAAACUUGGAUGCAACAACAUAUCGAUGAUGCGGCCAACUUGCUUGGGAUGCCAAUUCUGAUCGGGGAGUUUGGGAUAUCACUUAAGGAUGGGAAAUUUGGCAAUGAGUUCCGUGAAGCUUUCAUGCAGACAGUUUACAGCAUUUUCUUGAGCUCUUGGAAGACUGGAGUGAUUGGAGGAGGCUGCCUUGUUUGGCAGCUCUUCCCUGAAAGCGCAGAGCACAUGGAUGAUGGUUAUGCAAUUAUUUUUGCAAAAGCACCAUCCUCAUUAAACUUGCUUGCAAAUCACUCGAGGAGUCUGGAAUGUUGAGAAUGUACUGCCUCCCUGCUUCUUAUAUGAGUAUAUGACACAGUCCAUGUUACAAGUUUUUUUUUUCAAGCCAAAAACAUUUCUGAGAAGCUGAAUGUUCAAUGUGUAAAUUGUAAGGCCCUAGUGGUGACACGUGCGAGUAUGAUGCACAAUAAUGCAUGCUGAUCUCUGGCCCUAAAAAACAAUGUGCUGCUAAACAAAAGGGUAAAUAUUAAAUUGUGAAAUGAAGUUCCGUCCUUCCAUCAUGCACCUACCUAAUUUCAUUUCAACAAUAUCCUUAUACAACUGAAGUACUUUCUUGUUUGCACAUAAACUGAUGUUUGUUCCUUUAUAUACCAUGAGUUGGUUGUCUAGCAUGAAAUUGUUUGAAAUGAAAAUUCUAUUGUCCAUCAUCUGAGAACAUUACAGGUAAGAGAUGUCCAAUAGUUCUCUCAUGUGAUUGUUGUUAUCAAAUAAAAUGGAGAAAUAUGUUCUUCCUUACCACUUAUGUAGUUUAUGGAAAACAAGUACUUAGUGAUGUCAGAAGUUUGCUUCCUUACUACUUUUGUACUUUAUGAAAAAAGGAACUCUUAAAAAGCCUCUAUUAUAUAAAUAAGGACUGGCCAAACUUAUGUAGACCUCAAUCCUCUGUGCAGUACUGCAGUCAAACCCGAAGUGCCAUCUAUAUUCUUCUCUUUUUCCGGAUGGCAUGUAAGUGUAACUAAAAUGGAAAUUAUAAAAGGCUCUGACUUGAGUUACUUGUUCAAAAAAUUGAAGGGAAGUGUUACCACUGAACUUUUACUUGCACCCUUAAACCAUUUAUGAUGAUGUACCUUGAAGAUUCACUGAGAAGCAUGUUUAACCGAAGCUGAGAUCCUAAAUCUGGUGAUGAUUAUUGUGUGUGCGUGAUUACAAGAAUUUGGGCAAGCCCACUUUGUAGCUUUGUGCAUAGACAUCAUAGAGAUUUGACUAUCAAUUUAAAGAGCUCUUCUGGUGCUGAAAAGAAGGGGCUGUGAUCUGUGUCUAUGACCAAAACCUCACUGGGUGGCCACUUCUUGACCAUGGAAUCUUGCUGUUGAGGGCUCAACAUGUGGUCACGCUCUGUCUUUAUGAAAACCCGUUUGAUUCGAUUCAGUCUCUCGUCAUCUCCAUCGAAGCUUGCAGUGCUGAUAGCGGUUGCAGGCCACGGACGCAUCAACAUUGAAGCAAGGACCGAUUCCUACCAGGGCUUUGUUGGGAUAGUCGAUCACGCUGGAAUUCUGGUCUUAAGGCAACAGAUGUUGGAGGAUCAUCUGCUCCUGCACCGAGUGUCAACUCAACCUCGUUUAGGGGCAAAGUUGGUAACCCCUGUUAUACAUUAACAUUGCAGAGGAUGUAGUUAGUCAUACAUAGUAUUACAAGUCUAUAAUGAUGAAAUAAAUAACAGAAGGUUAAAAAUAUAUCGUGAAUUAAGGAAAGUUGACAUAAUAAUUAUUCUAGAGCUCUUCCAAAUUCCCUGUACUUUCUGUUUCAUGUCUAAAAUACAAAUGGCUAUACUGAGAACAAGCCAGUUUUUUUCUUCUUUAGGAAGUAUUAGGUGCCUGUUUGACAUUAUCCACCAUAUUUACCCUACUUUUUAUCAUACACAUUUUAGCUACUAAAGAUCAGUUAUUACAUUUUUUCAAAGAAAAUAUUAAUGGUUACAUUCUUUAUAUUUGUAGUGUAUGUAUAUGUUUAUUUGCUGUAUAGUUUGUCAGUUAUAUUCUCAUCAGUUGCUAGGUGGCUUAUGCUAUAUGAAGAGAAGAAAGAGAAGCUUAAAAACAUUACAUCUUUCUUAUCUUCAUCAGUUUGAAAUCCAAAUGGUAGCAUUGUAGCUGCCACAAAAAAUGCUUGCCUGAUCCUGUCAACAAAUUCAUGCAUUGCAUGAAUCACACUCAGUCCUCCAGCACCAUGUCCGACUAGAAUCAUCUGAAAUUAGAAUGAAAUGACUUAACACGUAGACCAAAUCUCCUUUCGUAUGUCCAUAUUCUUCACAAUUUUGAACAUUGUUCAUAAAUAGCUUGUUAACUACCUUCAGAAUUUUUGUUGGAGCUAUAAUUUCUUAAAUUUGUUCAUACUACACAGCCAUGGCGUAAGUUGUUAGCUCAGGUGUUAAUCUGGAUACAAAGAUCAUAACUUAAUUGCACUUCAGAUUGUUUUAAACAAGUUUCAACUACUUUCAUGUAAUCUGAUUUCACACUUUUUAUUCACAAUAGCAUAAGGUAUUUUUCUGCUGGUCAUUUCCAUUGCAAGACAUAGUACUGACAUUAUAGGUUGAGCCAAGAUGUUGCUUAAUACAAAUCACUGGACAGAAAGGAGGAAGAGAUGAGCCUAUGCAUGUACCUUUUCCCCCUCUGGCAAGUCCGAGAUGAGGUCUAUGAGCGGCUUGUCGUACUGCUUGAAUGACCGAACGAUGUUGGGGUCGGUAGGGUCAACGCCACCUCCGGCAAGAUCAAUGCAUGUGACACGGUAGCCGGAGCCCUCAAGAAGCCAGCGGAGCUUGAACCAGCACCAGCCUCCAUGACCUUCACCGUGAACAAGCACAAAGUGCUCCCUUGCCAUGCCCAUUUAGUCUGACCUCUGGCUAUCAAUCUAAAUUUGCUACCAUGGAUGGAAUAUAACUACCUGAUGGACAUCCAGCAGGGGGGACUGCAUUUGCGACUGCAUUUGCGUGGCCAAGCCCAAAUGUCAAACCGAGCAGAUAUCCAGUUAAUUCUAUUUUAAAUAGGGGGUCUUAGGAGAUGCCUACAUUUCUGGCAUGCAAAAUGGCUGAAAAUGGUAUAUCAUGCAGGAUGUAGCGUGUGGAUGAGCAAGUUUCUCUCCUUGCAUUGUGUGUGGCUUUUGGCCGUCUUACUUGAUGGAUUUCUACUUUUGAUUUAUUGCUAUCUUGCUUCAUUGCUGGUUGGCGUAUCCAGAGCUCAAACAUAAUGCAUUCAUUACAAAAGUUCUACUGCAAACAGAUGAUGUAGACAUGCGCUUAUAACAUUUCACCGUGAUGUGUACUAAUCUGAUUUGCAUUUCAACUUCUGUUUUUUCCUUGUUGGAGAAAUAACAACACCCUAUUGGUAAAUGAUUACUUAAUUGGUAUAUAGCAUCAAACAAUGAACAGUUGAAGUAUCCGCUGGGAUUGGGAAUAUGAUACACUAGCUCUCACAAGGACUUGAGGAUCAGCUCGAGGAGAUGCUCUGGUGCAGAGAAGAAAGGGUUGUGAUCUGUGUCCAUAACCGUCACCUCACUGGGUGGCCACCUGCGGAUCAUAGCCUCCUGCUGCUCAAAAUAUGAUCCUGAACAAAUGUGGCGUCCUGAACAAAUGUUAACAGUAAGGGUUCUCGAAAUAUGAUCCACAAAUGAUUCGCUGCGGCAAUUCAUUAACUUAUGUUGUAAUUGUGUACCUCCUGCGGGCUCUUUUGAUACAGGAUUGCAUUCUGAUACUCCUUUCUCAGUGCCACGCUUGUAGGUGGAUGGAUGGUCUUGCCACAGACCAAAUUUCAGGCCAUACACAUCCCCAACCUCGGGUAAAUCAGAAGAGAUGAUGCCGUGCAUAAAGUUGCAAAUGGAUGCGUAAGAUACGAUCACCUCGUCGCCGUCCGGCAAGGCCGCCAUGAGUUGAUGAACAGCGCGUCAUACUCAUCGAACGACCGGACGUUGGGGUAGACGCGGCUGCCGGCGGCUCCAGCGAGGUCGAUGCAGGAGACAAGGUGGCCGGAGCCCUGGAGCAAGGCACAACAGACGAGGAAGGAUUCAAGGUACUGAGAAGAAGAUCCAUUCCAAGAUUAAGAUACAAAGGAGAAGAAGAACCUCAAGCUGUGGAGGAACGACAAAGAUGUAUGGAUAACCUGAACAGGCCAACCAAGCCAAGAAUUUUUGAGCUGCUAGAACCCCAUGUGCUACCGUGCUACCAACAAUGAUCAAGGGGAGGCAUCAAGCCGUUGUCCAAAAGUUUUAUAGAUUUUAUCAUGAAGGAUGAACAGGGUACUUCUCGAUCAAGUCGAACAGCUCAUCUCCUAUGCCAAGCCAAGCAUCCUGGCCAUGUCUGUCGUCUUCAACCACGGCUUGGGUUGGUUCUGCUGCUUCAGCCACAAUUUCACAACAAACACUUUCUUCAUCACAAAGAGCUCCAGCGCCUCUGGGUUGAAGACGACAGAGUCACAUGCUCAUGUGCGCUUCAUCCACAUAGGUUUGCAUACAGUAAAUUUUUUGAGAAGAUGCAUAAAGAACUAGCUAAAAGACACUGAAGAAUCAUGAGGUGUGCCAAGAUGUACAUGUGUUGAAUUCAAAAAAAAAAAUUUGAAACCAUUUCUCUCAUUAAGUACCUGGUGAGGGACCAGCAUUGCAGCAUAUUUGGCAAGCUCGCCAGCUCUCCAGUCAAGCAUAACCGGAAACCAAGGGUAAGCAGAAUCAAGCCUCACGAACCAGAGCCAUAUGUUAGGGAGCUCUGACAGCUCCCACGUGUCGUAUUGAUCCUCUCUCUCGUAGUUUAUGGUGAACCCAACAGUUCGAUCCAAAA